Messenger RNA from Coccinella septempunctata (seven-spotted ladybird), 1887 nucleotides. RefSeq names its product piRNA biogenesis protein EXD1-like. Gene Ontology annotation, molecular function: nucleic acid binding. The transcript is spliced from 2 exons. The record is from RefSeq and is a predicted model, not a curated record. Bases 182 to 1198 code for a protein of 338 amino acids. Lineage: Eukaryota; Metazoa; Arthropoda; Insecta; Coleoptera; Coccinellidae.
UAACCCUUUGGUUUGUGUCUAUGACGGGCACAUAACCUAACAAAUUUUAUUUGUUUAUCAAUUUGAGUAAAGUAAAUUUCACAUGCAAUGGAAUCGUUGUUUCUACUAUGUUGAAAUAUUAACGAUUGCAAAGCUUGUUUUAUUUUAUCCGGUUCAAACUUAAGUGCAUACGAAGUUCACAAUGGAAAAAAAAUUCGAACAAGGUGAAAGGAUUUUGAUAGUGUUGAAUAGUGGAGAAAAUUUCGAAGGAGAUUACGUGAAAGGCUCUGACACCAGAAUCGAAAUAGAAAAUUUUUUGCACUAUGAGUCAGGCAAUAAGUUUGAUUCCAAAUGGACUUUUUACAAAGGUGAAAUCAGCUCUGUUUUGCGAAUAGGCAAAAAAAAACCAGAUACAGUUGAAACUCCAGUUGAUAAUUCUGAUAAUAAAAUUCUGAUACCAAGAGAAGAGUAUGAAAGACUGAUAAAGAUGACAGAUGAUUAUAUUGUUAUAAAAACCGAUGAUAAGACAUACUUUGAUAGUGUAGAAAAAUUGGCAAAUUAUGAAUCUCUUGGAGUAAUUGCCAGUAACUGCGAAAGAGGACGCAAUGGAAGAAUUAAAAUGUUAGCUUUGAGUACAUGGAAACAAAUUUAUAUAUUUGAUUUUCACAAUUUCCGAAGCAAACAGUUUCCAAAAGAGUUAGCCGACAUAUUACAGUCUCAUUAUAUCCAAAAAGUUGUUUUCAACGGGGGACCCUUCAUAGAUUGUAUGCUGCAUGCUUAUAAGAUACCUGUGAACCAUGUUUUCGAUGUUCAGAUUUCCCACCUUCUCCUUGUGAAAAACUCAACUGGAAAAUGCGAAGAAGAAUUGCCCACUAUUGGUCAGUGCCUAACGAAAUAUUUCAAUUUUUCCUCAUCUUUCAUGACAUCUUGUAUGGAAAUUUUGAAUGACUCGUGGGAAGUGAGGCCUGUGGAUGUGGAUAAACUUAAGAAAAUAUCGAGACUUGUAACAUACCUGAUAAUUCUGAAGGAUCACCAGAUGGCGCUUAUGCUGAAAGAUUAUAACAAGGCUGUGCAGGGUUAUCAUGAUUUAUUCACUAAAUCCACCAAUUAUCACCUGAUGGAAAUGACUUCCAAUCGAAAGUGUACAAAACAAAUAGAUACUUUGAUUCCCAAUUCUUUAUUGGAAUUUAAUUCUUUAAAGAGUAUAAAGUAUCAGUAAAGAUAUAGUAGAAUUUAUUGAUGUUUAUAUGAAACUAGAUUAUUUUAUAUUGCAUCCUAAGAACAAACUCACUAAUUUUUCAUUUGUUGAUUUUACAUAUGAUUCAUUCAAGAAUGAUUGACAUCUCAGGUGGCUAUGGAAAAUCGAAUUUAAGUUGGUAAUAGCCUUAAAUCAAGAUUUUGUGUUGCAGAAUUCAGGUUGGUAUUAAGAAUAAACAGUGAUGUAUCCACAGAACACUAUAUAUUUGUUAUAUAUGAAUCUAUGCACUAACUGAAGAUAAUUUGAAUUUUGUACUGCUGUUUAUGUCCUUGAUUUAGUCGAACAAAUUGGAAAUAUAAUUGUAUCAAUUUUUAAUGCUCAUCAAUAUGAUCUGAAUUCGAAUACUUCUCUUCAGUCUUCCAAAGAUAUUACAGUGUGUAAUAUCUUUGCAGUCUUCAAAUAUUUUUCUAGGUUAUAUUAGUAUAUUCCAUUUCUGUGAUUGAAACCACAGAACACUUAUAAUAUAAAAUGAUAUUGAAACUGCAGAAAUCAUUAAAGAUCUUUUGUAACCAGAUUAUAAACUGUCUCGACUUUCUAGGCCUACUGGGAUGUCAGUCAUUCUUGAAUGGACUAUAUGUUUCUAUACAAGUUUUAUUGAAUCUAUAUGGCAAAAAGGCUGAUAUUGUUAUAAAAAAACAAUUUGAAAAUUG